Rhizophagus irregularis DAOM 181602=DAOM 197198 is the source of this 664-nucleotide messenger RNA. The record is from RefSeq and is a predicted model, not a curated record. NCBI's taxonomy places the organism in Eukaryota, Fungi, Glomeromycota, Glomeromycetes, Glomerales, Glomeraceae.
ACUCAGAUGAAUGAUUUUACGGUAAAUCAAAAGGAUAUUAAUAACAAUAAACAACCUUUAGCAAAAUCUUUAUCACAACCAUUAUUACCAACAGAACCACCUCCUCCUAAUACUGUUAAUACUGGUAUUCGUAAUUUAGUGCGCCCACAAGCUAAUAAAGGGUUCGCACCAAAAUCAAAAAAAUACGAUUCAGAAAAUAUUCAUUCGUAUAUGAAUUACAAAGCAAAACUUCAAGAAAAAGCUAAGCGUAAGAAAGAAUAUGACCUAAUGAGGAAACAAGUAAUUAAAGAGGAGACGAAUAAAAGAUUAAAACAAUUAGAGGAAUUUAGACGAAAACAAAGGAAAGAAAAAUUGGCUCAGCUACAGGAAGCUAAGAAUCGAGAAUUAAAACUUAAUGAAAAUAUUAUAGAUGAUGAAUAUCAAGAGAUCAGGAAACAACAAAGAAGAGAAAGAAUGGCAGAGAUUGCAAGAGAAUCAAGGGAUUCUUCAAUUAAUUAUUCUCUAGAUGAGGAUAAUGAAAAUAUAGAAUAUUGGGAAAAUUUAACUCCUAGUAAUAUUGGAUGGAAAGAAUUUCUUUCAGUAUCACAAAAAAAAGAAAAUGAUAAUUCACAAUUUUAUAACUGGACUUUAAAUACCGACCAACCUGAUAAAUAUGAAGAGAAUA